AUGUCUUGCCCAAAAUCCCGUGCCCAGUCUUCCUCUGUUCCAGUUCCUCCCGAUUACAUUACUGGGACUGGGAUUGACAAACAUGCGAUAGAGGUUUGGAGCAAGCUCCAUCCUUUUGCCCAGAAGAACCUAUAUGAGAAUGUCCUUCAUCUGUUCGAGAAUACCUUGGUGCUGAGGCCUCCCGAGAUGGCAGAACUGAUGAAGAAGGAUGCUGAGGCUCCUUUAUGUUUUGAGAGCACUUCUGCUCUGGCUUCUCAUUCCUGGGUUAGCAAGAAUCUGAGCCGGUCCUUCCCGUCCAGCGAAGUGAGAAACAGUUCAGUGAAAUGGGUAGACUGGAUUGACAGGCUUCUUCCAAGAUAUGGACCUCACUGGAAGCGGGCUGGUAUUUAUGAUGUCAUACUUCUGUCCAAGCAAUCUGUCAACAGAGAUGUGUACCUGCUUGCUGCUGCUCUGUGUUUCUGUAAUUCUGCCAGUAACACUUUCGACUUUCGCAUAGGCCCCAUGGCUCCAACUCUGCUGGAUAUGGCUCAGAUAUUCGGGUUUAGGCCCCAUGGGAGACCUGUUGAUGCUGUUGGUGAUUAUCACAGGAAGAAAAAUCAGCAGAAGCUAGCCAAGCCAUUCACCAUCUCUCCAGCCCUGAUCAACCAGAAUUGCUCCUUCUCCAAUUAUCUCAGAAAAUUCAGUGCUGAGAAGGACAAGGACCAGCAACAUAUGUUGAGUACAGACACCUGGUAG
This is a messenger RNA of Prunus armeniaca (apricot), 735 nucleotides long. Lineage: Eukaryota; Viridiplantae; Streptophyta; Magnoliopsida; Rosales; Rosaceae. The record is from the annotation of a GenBank genome assembly.